UGUAUCUAUAUAUAAAAAAUUAUUACUAUUUUUUAAUAUAAUAUCUUGACCGCUGCACUAAGAGACCCUACGUCUCUUAGCCACCGAAUGUAUUGUACAAUUGUUCAUCGCCGUUCCAUGACAGCAGGGCUCUCAUAGGUGGUACCCUACUCUUACAGCUGAGGCUUAAUCAACUAUUUAUGUUAUCCUCUCUCACUCCCCCUUCCCCCACCGUCGCUUUGCUACCCCCAACCCAAUCUCCUCUUCUCUCCAGCCUUCCUUUUCUGCCUCACCCAUUUUCGAAGUUAUUUAAUUUUUCUGCUUUGUACAUUAUUAUCAGCUCCUUCACAGUUCACGGUAUAACCUCAUCACACGGACACAAUGGUUGAGUUCCAGCUUAUUAGUCUUGCCACAAAACCCACAGCGCAGAUCUCCUAUAGCUUUCAGCCGGCCGUAUCCACGACAAAACCAGCGUUACUGGUCUUUCUGAAUGGUCUCGGACUGCCACAGGUGUCGUGGUUGCCGGCCAUCGCCCAGUUGAAGGAGCUGCGCCAGGAGAACAUCCCCGCUACUCUGACCUACGACCGCUUCGGCCAGGGCCAAACCACGGACCGCGACCCUAGCGACGAGGGCGUAGCGGACCUAAUGCAUGGCCAUGACUGCCUCAGCGUUGUUCGCGACUUGCACCAGCUUAUCACCCAAGUCAUCGCCGAGAAGUUAGAUGUGUCCGAAACAGACAGUGUGCCUCUUGUUCUAGUUGGAAACUCGAUUGGCUGCGCGCUGGCUCGGCUUUACGCACAAGAGUAUCCCGGCACCGUGGCUGGCCUCUUGUUUCUCGACAGCGUCCUUGCCAACUCGGACUUUGUGUCGGUUUUCCCCGAUCCGGACGCAGAGGACUUCGAUGAUACCACGCUUCCACCUGGGAUUCCGCCACAGGCCUUGCGCGCUACUCGAGAAGGCACACGACGGGUUUUCCACCCCGAUGUUGGCAGCAAGGAGGGCUUGAGUCGGAAGAACCUCCGAACACUGCUGCCCGCCAGCGAUGGCCCAGUUCUGCAGGGUCCGGGUGGUAGGGGACCCUUUGUCACCGUGGUCGGCCACGACUUUGAGGCUUUUGCGGAGGAGUCGGCGAAGAUGGGACCUCCUAAACUGAUUACGAUGACGUACGUGAAUCCGUACUGGCAUCGAUACAAUGAAGGACUAGCUAAGAUCACGGAGCCGGAGAAGAGCAAGGGACCGUUGCAGGCACCGAAUGCAGGACAUUUCGUGCAAAGGGACAACCCGGCAUUUGUGGCCCAUGAACUGAAUGAGCUUCUGUCGAAGGUCUUGUAGCUUGCCGUCACUCUAUCCGGCAACUAGUUUGAGAAUCAUCAUCAAUCAAUAUCUGAACUGUGAUCUGUUAUCCCAUGCUGUAAAUAGAUAUAUCUUAGAUACUAGAAGCCUGUAUAGCCAUGAAACUAGCACAAUUGCAAGACAGCAGAUUACCCUUCUUGAAAAUUAAAAUUACCAGUGGUAUUUUUUCAAGCAAAAUACACUAUUUGUACCACACUAAGAAGCCUUACCCUGAGAUAAACCCUUUUUGG
Molecule: messenger RNA, 1562 nt
Organism: Talaromyces proteolyticus
Lineage: Eukaryota; Fungi; Ascomycota; Eurotiomycetes; Eurotiales; Trichocomaceae
Product: Alpha/Beta hydrolase protein
Exons: 2
Coding region: 361-1311 (316 amino acids)
Source: RefSeq, a predicted model, not a curated record